Mytilus trossulus (common blue mussel) is the source of this 1071-nucleotide messenger RNA. Its product is annotated as LITAF domain-containing protein-like. Bases 117 to 524 code for a protein of 135 amino acids. Lineage: Eukaryota; Metazoa; Mollusca; Bivalvia; Mytilida; Mytilidae. Gene Ontology annotation, molecular function: zinc ion binding. The transcript has 3 exons. The record is from RefSeq and is a predicted model, not a curated record.
AGCCACCUGUGCGCAAUCGAUUACCUGUAAACAGUACCGACCUGUAAAUGUAGUAUUUCGAAAUAUUAACAGUUCUAAAGCAUUGAAUAAUCAAUUUCCUUGUUUAUUCGUGAAAGAUGACAGAGAAAGGUGCACCACCACCUGGGUAUAACCCACCUCCACCCGCAUACCCUGGUCAAUAUAACCAGCAACCAGGCGGUUACCCUGCGCAACCUCAGCCUCAGUAUGGAUAUGGCGGACAACAAUCCAGUGCUACUGUUGUUGUUACAGGCCAGCCAACAGUAUUGAUACAACAGUUCAGAGAAGCACCUGUUCGUACCCAGUGUCCAAGCUGCAGAGCAGACAUCCUAACUGCAACUCACUAUGAAACAGGAACCAUGACUUGGGUUGUUGCUGGAGUUUUGUGUUUUGUCGGGUUAUGGCUAGGUUGCUGUAUGAUACCUUUCUGUAUUGAUGGUUGCAAGGAUGUCGUUCACACCUGUCCAUCCUGUCGCCACAGCAUUGGACGCUUCAACCGGAUGUAGUUAUGAUCCAAUCAGAGCCAUUGCGCCUGAAACUUUUCUACAAACAUGACAUAUACUGUUUCAAAAAGCCAAGUGAUCAAAAUCGAAAGACAUCUUUUCUCUCUUUUUAUAAUUUUCAGAGUGUAAUGUGUGUUAUGUCUUGUUAAACCAAAGAUAUUCAAUUAAUAGCGGUGCCGGAUUUCUGGCUAUCUAAUUCAUAUUGUAAAAUGACUUAUGACACACCUUAAAUGAGGUGUAGAUGACGGCAGAUACUACUACUGCAUUACAUAUUACAAUUAUGAUAACAAAUAACAUGUAGUGCCGAUAAAAUAUUCUGUGAUUACACAAUAAUAUUAUUGUUAUUUCGUAUUUUUGUUAUUUGUGUUUAGAUAAAUUGAGAUGAUUGUGAGUCUCCUAUUUACCUUAUCAUUUAUUAUCUGUACAGCAAUAUUAUAAUCAAAAAUACUAUUUCUCUUUACAGAAAAUUAUUUAGUAAGCAUUAAUUUAUAUUUUUAAUUCAGAUUAUUUUGUAUCGUGUUGAUGUAGUAAUAAAUUGUGCCAUAUUCAA